AUGCUCAACUUACACUUAGAAGAACAGACCAAGAGGAUCUGCUUGCAGCUGGAGUCGCUGGAGAAAGUUCAGAUGAGGUGUGAUGAAGCAGAAGGUGAAGUCUGCCCACACCUACGAGAUCUGAAGGAGGAACGUCAAGAACAUGCUCAGCUGAAAGACUCCCAUUCAGAGCUCCUCAAAGCUGUCACCGAGCUCAACCAAGAGAAGGUGAAUUUGAAGGAGGAGCUCGAAACGUUGAGGACAGUAGUCGGUUCCUCAGGCCCUCGGGAAUUUAUUUUGAAAUCUUAUAAGAAGCGCAUGUCCGAAGAUCUGAAAAGUGUGGAGAACAGGUUAUCGGAGGAGCGUAGAGAGACAGAGAGACAACGACAGAGGAACACAGAACUGUUGGAGGAGAUGGAGAUUCUCUUUGAUGAACAUGAAAAGAUCAAACAGGAGAGAGCACGUCUGCAAGAGCAAAUCCAGCAGAUGUGUGAAGAGCUGCAGAAAGCCCACGUCGAGCUGGAGAGCUCCACGAAGACGUUAGCAGAGGAGCAGAGGAGAAACCAACUUCUCACAAGACUGAAGGACAAAUACGAACUCCACAAUGAAGAAGACGAAGACGAGGACGAGAGCGCGACAGGAGAGGAAAAGGAGACGAAGGAGGAGGAAGACGGGACAAACUAGAUGAAACCCCAGUUUAGACCUGGGUGAGAUCAGGUUUAGAUCGGGUUUUCAGACCUGGUUUAAACCUGGUUUAAACCUGGGUUAGACCUGCCGGUAUUACGACAUCCAUCCGGUAUUAUGACAUGUCUCUAUUUACUCUAUUUUUGUUUAGCACUCGUGCCUCACAGCAAGAAGGUUGUGGGUUGGAUCCCCGGGUGACCCGGGUCUUUCUGUGUGGAGUUUGUGUUUCUCCUCGUGUCUGGAU
Messenger RNA from Boleophthalmus pectinirostris (great blue-spotted mudskipper), 907 nucleotides. Its product is annotated as putative golgin subfamily A member 6-like protein 3. The transcript has a single exon. NCBI's taxonomy places the organism in Eukaryota, Metazoa, Chordata, Actinopteri, Gobiiformes, Gobiidae. Bases 1 to 663 code for a protein of 220 amino acids. The record is from RefSeq and is a predicted model, not a curated record.